CAUCAUGACUACACCCACCUCCCGCAGACCAUGUUCCAUGUUUCUUUUAGAUAUAUCUUUGGAAUUCCUCCCCUGAUCCUUGUUCUGCUGCCUGUCACAUCAUCUGACUGCCACAUUAAAGACAAAGAAGGUAAAGCAUAUGAGAGCGUGCUGAUGAUCAGCAUCGAUGAAUUGCUUGACAAAAUGACAGGAACCGAUAACAACUGCCUGAAUAAUGAACCAAACUUUUUUAAAAAACAUCUAUGUGAUGAUACAAAGGAAGCUGCUUUUCUAAACCGUGCUGCUCGCAAGUUGAAGCAAUUUCUUAAAAUGAAUAUCAGUGAGGAAUUCAAUGACCACUUGCUAACAGUUUCACAAGGCACACAAACACUAGUGAACUGCACAAGCAAGGAAGAAAAAAACUUAAAGGAACAGAAAAAGAAUGAUCCAUGUUUCCUAAAGAGACUACUGAGAGAGAUAAAAACUUGCUGGAAUAAAAUUUUGAAGGACAGUAUAUAAACAGGACAUGUUGUAGCAACAUCCAAGAGUCUACUGGUUUAAUACCUGGAGAGGCUGAAAACCUCUCAGAAACUUCUGGAUGCCUCCUGGUCAAAUAAACUAAGCA
Messenger RNA from Arvicanthis niloticus (Nile rat), 604 nucleotides. The record is from RefSeq and is a predicted model, not a curated record. NCBI's taxonomy places the organism in Eukaryota, Metazoa, Chordata, Mammalia, Rodentia, Muridae.